AUGGCACCCGUCACAGUCAAUGACACCGGUGUCACGAAGUCGUUCCAACCCCAGCAAAUUGAGGACAGGCUCUUCAUCAACGGAGAGUUUGUGCCAUCGAUAUCUGGUAAGAAAUUCGACGUCUACAACCCUACAACGGAAAAGCUGGCCGCGUCAGUCUACGAAGCCGACGUUGAAGAUGUCGACCUUGCCGUUAAGGCUGCGAAGGAAGCAUUCCCGGCCUGGUCUGCCCUAUCCGCAGCCGAGCGGACCAGCUAUCUGAAUCGGCUCGCCGAUGCUAUCGAAACGAACGCCGGUGAGCUUGCCUAUCUCGAGGCUAUUACUAUGGGCAAGCCAUAUGUCGACGAUUUCUCCAUCAAACUCUCAGUAUAUAACCUACGGUACUUCUCGGGGAAAGCACUCGACGUGACGGGCGAUUCAAGCCUCAACACCAAGGAUUUUGUGAACUUAACAUUACGACAACCGUUCGGAGUCUGCGGCGCUAUUACUCCUUGGAACGUUCCGCUACUUAUGCUGAUCAAUAAGGUCGGCCCAGCACUCGCCACCGGCAAUACGUUAGUAUUGAAGUCAUCUGAGAAAUCGCCUCUCUCUUCUCUCGUCAUCGGCCGCCUAGCCCAAGAGAUCGGCCUGCCUAAAGGCGUACUCAAUAUCUUAUCUGGCUACGGCCGUCCCUGCGGCGAGGCUAUCGCAAAGCAUAUGGACAUUCGUAAGGUGAGCUUUACGGGCAGCGUUGUUGCAGGACGCGCUAUCAAAAAGGCUGCUGCAGAGUCGAACCUGAAGAAAGUUACGCUCGAGCUCGGUGGGAAGUCUCCCCUCAUCGUGUUUGAGGAUGCAGACUUGGCUAAAGCCGUCCCUGCUGCCACAAUGAGUAUCCUCUUGAACAGUGGGCAGUCUUGUAUCGCCAGCUCGCGGAUAUACGUACACGAGUCUAUCGCUACGCAGUUUACUGAGAAUAUGAAGGCUGCUAUGGCAGAACUCUUCCCAGCUGCGGACCCGCUCAUAGCGGGGACAGGACGUGGGCCACAGGUCGACAAGGCACAAUUCGAUCGCGUGAUGUCCUAUCUCGACUACGCGAGAGAAAAAAAGUUGACUGUACCCUUGGGCGGUGGCCGCCAAGGUACGACAGGAUAUUUUGUCGAGGCUACCAUCAUCUCUAACGCCCCAGAGGACUCCAAGGUUAUGAAGGAAGAGAUCUUCGGGCCUGUUGUGUGUGUCAACACCUUUUCCGAUGAGUCAGAAGUUCUUCAACGUGCGAAUGAUACCGAGUUCGGUCUGUACGCCAGUGUCUUUACGAAGGACAUCUCACGGGCAUUGAGAGUGGCCAAAGCGCUCGAGGCGGGCAGUGUGGGUGUUAACUGCUCGUCGCCGACCAUGGCGGUUGAUUUGCCGUUUGGUGGGUGGAAACAGAGUGGGGAUGGACGGGAGUUGUCUAAGUAUUGUACUGACUAUUGGACCGAGCUGAAGAGCGUAUUCAUCUCGUUGUAG
Molecule: messenger RNA, 1485 nt
Organism: Cladophialophora psammophila CBS 110553
Lineage: Eukaryota; Fungi; Ascomycota; Eurotiomycetes; Chaetothyriales; Herpotrichiellaceae
Exons: 2
Coding region: 1-1485 (494 amino acids)
Molecular function (GO): aldehyde dehydrogenase (NAD+) activity
Source: RefSeq, a predicted model, not a curated record